AUGAUGAGUGCCCCGAAUGCUCAACAAGCGCAGGCACGACUUCGAGAUAUGGAAAGCCGAUCGAGAUUAAGUCGGUUUACUGAUUGAAAUUGAACUUUUUUUUUAAUUCUUGGUGAGAAGCUUGAAAAAUCACGGGAAAAAUAAGCUAUCCAGGUCGAAUCUUGAAAAGAAAGUAUUAAAAAAAGACGAUUCCAGGAUUUUUUUCAUAGAUUGAAGUUUUUUUAAUUGAUGCUUGCUUGAUUAAAAUUGGACUUUUUUUCUUAUUUGAAUCCACCGAUGUUCAAUAAAAAUUUUUUUAAAAAAAUAUAAAAAAAUAAACUUACGUGAGAUCUCGUGAAGAUUUUGUUUCAUUCUAAUUUUUUUGAAGAAAUUUGAACGGAUCAGGGAUAUUUGAAGCUUUUUAACAUCCUACUGGGUUUAUUCAAAAAAAUAUAAUUAAUAGUUUUUCAGUUGCUGAAAGGGUCACGGAAAGUGUGAGGAUAUUGGACAACGAACCGUCGUUGGCUCUGUAUCGACUUCAAGGUAGGAAAAAUGGAAUACUUUUGCAGGAAAAGUCCCUAGAGGGUAACCUUGGGGAGCUUCUGCGGUUGCCCUUAAGGGACCAUUCUGGCGUUCCUAAGAAAAAUCAAUUAUUUUUCAAAGUUCAGAACACGUUGGCCGAAGCUUGCCGGGGGUCGUCAAACGGCGAAUUUUGCUCAAUCAACAAUCGGCCGCUCUUUCCGGAGCUCAAUUCGAUUUGGAAAAUGCUUUAAGGUUUUGAAAGAAAGAUUUUUAACCGAAAGUGGCAUAUAAUUUAGUACAAUCGAGGGGAUGAAAAACGCGAGCGGACCUUUUGAAAGUUCGAUCGAAAUGCUCCGAAAUUGCAUGUUCUACAAGCAGCAGCUGGAUUUCGAUUCGUCGAGAAAGGUUUGAAUAAUCAAAUGAAAGAACAGGAGCCCGUUUCAGGAAUAUAUUAGAAAUUAUUUCAGUAUUUUUUUAUCUGCUCUAAAGACUGCUUGAGGUGGACACUUUUCGAAAAGUUUUAGAAUAAAUUCAAAAUUACUCAGGAAUUUCGGAAAGGUCUCUACAGGGUUCUGCUUUUCUAGGAACCCCUAUGGAGGGAAUUUGACGAUCGCUAUGGGCGUCAAAGUCUUAGUAGCCCCUAUAGGGGUUCAGGGUCUGACCCUUAAGCCCAGGACGAAAUAAUCAACUCCUGAGACUUUUUCCAGCUACUUUUUGUAACAAAAAAGAAAGUCCUUACUGCGAGAAAACUUCCGCAGCAUUUCAUAAAAAUUGACAGUUCGGCUCAAAAGUUUCAGCUCUUGUCGGCGAUUUUUCCUCACUCCGUUUUUUCAUUCAAAAAUACGAAUCAAAAAUUAAUGCAAGAGUAUUUUCAAAACCUACUCACUUUCAUAAUUUCUAAAGUUAUAGGAGAAUUGGGAAAGCUAACAUGGCUUCGAAAGAGGUUCAGAAAUCAGAAAAAAAUAUUAAUUUCUCGUUAGAAAUUAUCUUUAUAAUCUUUCAAAUUUGACCAUUUUUUUCAACUUUCACGAUUUUUCAUAAUUAUUUUUCUAACAAAGUAUGAUCCAAAAAAACCAUAUCAAAUAAACUUCUAUCGCAUUUUUCAGGCUUCUGAAAUCGGGGUAAAAGGCCGAAGCAAAUCGAUGCACGAUGUUGGAAGACGUGGCAGCAAAUCUUUGAAUUAA
Caenorhabditis auriculariae is the source of this 1685-nucleotide messenger RNA. Lineage: Eukaryota; Metazoa; Nematoda; Chromadorea; Rhabditida; Rhabditidae. The record is from the annotation of a GenBank genome assembly.